AUGCUAGCCAAGAUGAAGCAGGAAGAGAUCACCGACAACAUUCUAGCUAGAAUGAAGCAGGAGGAAGACACCCACGACUUCGAAAAGGGCGUCUUCGACAACACCAAGUUCUACGACUACGAGUUCCACGACCCCCAGCCCACAAUCGUUCUGCCUCCCAACUACCCCUUCCGCACUACCGCGACUGGCUACCCUAUCUUCCGCCGCCGCACCCAGAUGCCCCGCCGCGCAUCGAUGACUACCGCGCAAGGCUUCGAGGACCCGCGCAUCACGGCCUUCAUCGACCAUUGGACUAAGAUCUACGAGGGUAUCGGUCACGACCCGUUCAGUCGUGCGGAAGGCUACUUCCAACUGCAGCUCGCGUGCGAGGUGCGCGGCUUGGUCACGUAUGGCACGAUGGACAAGCUGGUGGUGCGGCUGGUGGAUCGAGCGCUUAGGGAUGCGGCGCGUGGAUGGAUGGAGAUCACCGACAAGGUGGGGAGGGUGAGGAUGCUCGAGGCGCCUGCGGCCCCGGCGGUGGUUGCUGAGUCCGAGUCUGAGUCGGAGCUGUGGUGGCCGGGCCUUUCGUAUGAUGACUGA
Didymosphaeria variabile is the source of this 579-nucleotide messenger RNA. RefSeq lists its product as uncharacterized. Lineage: Eukaryota; Fungi; Ascomycota; Dothideomycetes; Pleosporales; Didymosphaeriaceae. The record is from RefSeq and is a predicted model, not a curated record. The transcript has a single exon. Bases 1 to 579 code for a protein of 192 amino acids.